Molecule: messenger RNA, 988 nt
Organism: Maniola jurtina (meadow brown)
Lineage: Eukaryota; Metazoa; Arthropoda; Insecta; Lepidoptera; Nymphalidae
Gene: Det
Product: baculoviral IAP repeat-containing protein 5
Exons: 2
Coding region: 106-540 (144 amino acids)
Source: RefSeq, a predicted model, not a curated record
GUCAAGUUUGAACAAAUUUUUCAACGGUCGCGGUUCAGCUUGUUUUUCAUUUCAGAAACCAAGAAACUUUCAAAACAAACUUUCAACUUUGUUGUUUCUUUCAAAAUGCUCAACAAAAUAGAAAACAUAUUGAGUAACCUUGAAAGCCCUCUCCUCUUUCUGGUGGACGAACGCUUGAAAACGUUUAAAAACUGGCCUUUUAGUGACAAAGAAAAGUGUAACAUCCGAAACAUGGCGGAGGCUGGUUUCUAUUCUGUAGCGACUGGUGACGAAGACGUGGAUGCUGCGAAGUGUUUCCUCUGCGGCAAGGAGCUGGACGGCUGGGAAGCGAGCGACGAUCCUUGGGCAGAGCAUAAAAGCCAUGCCGCCAUGUGCGCGUUUGUACAACUUGGCAAAAAAGAAGAUGAUUUAUUGCUAUCUGAAUUCAUAUCAAUCGUAAAGCAGUAUGUAAUCAAUGAAAGGAAGCGCAUAGCCAAGUUAGCCUGUGAACAAAUAGAUGAAAGAGCAAGGCUGUUGAAGCGAUAUCUCAAAAGAAAGUGAUUGCGAAAUUUGUUGUGAAGUUACUGUGUACUGUUCAUAAAAAUCUGGAAGUGCGGGUCGGACUCAUAUACAAACGGUUCUAUACCAUAGUGCAAGAUAUAACUAUGUAAAUACUUUUUAAUUAUUUUUUUUUGCAUGGUGGCCAUUUUGAAAUUUUUAUUAUUUUUUGUUAUAGCAGCAAUAGUGUGUGUAGCCGGUGAUGUGUAUUUAAUUAACUAUUAUUAUUAUAUAGCAACUAGAAAUAUAGUCCCUGAAAUUAUCCAUGAAAUGUAUUGAUAGUAGCUAAUUCUUUAAUUGGCCACAAUCUAAACUAAAAUGACAAGUCUAAUUAAAAGUAUAUUGCUAUCCGUUUCAUAAUUCUCACAAUGAAAAAGAAUAGCACUAGUUUACAGAUUGUGUACAUCAGAAUUGGUCACAUUUAAAAAAUAAAUAUUAUUGUAAUAUAAAA